GUUAUAAACCCCUCUCACCUUCUCUUCCGUCUCACUUGACACAGCCCUAUACUUUCUCUCUCUCUCACACUGUGUCACACUGCAUUGUUAUGACUGCGAGAACCCCAACCAGAGGCCGUGGUGGCGGUGGUGGAUUUAGGGGAGGCAGAGGCGAUGGGUGGAGAGGAGACAGAGGUGGAAGAGGAGGUUUUGGGGGAAGAGGCGGUGGUGAUAGAGGAAGUGGAAUGAAGCGUGGCAGAGGAAGAGAUGGAGGAAGAGGUGGCGGAAGGGGUCGCGGCGGAGGUAGGGGUCGUGGCGGAGGAAUGAAGGGAGGAAGUAGGGUUGUGGUUGAGCCACAUAGACAUGAUGGAGUGUUCAUUGCAAAAGGCAAAGAAGAUGCUCUUUGUACCAAGAACAUGGUCCCUGGCGAAGCCGUGUACAACGAGAAGAGGAUCUCUAUUCAGAAUGAAGAUGGAACAAAGGUUGAGUAUAGAGUAUGGAAUCCCUUCCGUUCCAAGUUGGCGGCUGCAAUUCUUGGAGGAGUUGAUGAUAUUUGGAUUAAACCUGGUGCUCGGGUCCUGUAUCUUGGAGCUGCUUCUGGUACAACUGUCUCUCAUGUGUCCGACCUUGUUGGUCCUACUGGAGUGGUUUAUGCAGUGGAAUUUUCUCACCGUAGUGGUAGGGAUUUGGUAAACAUGGCAAAGAAGCGAACUAAUGUCAUACCCAUCAUUGAAGAUGCAAGACAUCCAGCCAAGUAUCGAAUGCUUGUCGGUAUGGUGGAUGUGGUAUUUUCUGAUGUUGCUCAGCCCGAUCAGGCGAGGAUUUUAGCACUGAAUGCAUCAUAUUUUUUGAAAGCUGGAGGACAUUUUGUUAUAUCAAUUAAGGCUAACUGUAUAGAUUCAACCGUUCCUGCUGAGGCCGUAUUUGCCCAGGAGGUGAAGAAGCUUCAGGCAGAUCAGUUCAAGCCUAUUGAGCAGGUCACUCUUGAACCUUUUGAGAGAGAUCAUGCUUGUGUGGUUGGAGCCUACCGUGUGCCAAAGAAACAAAAAACUGCUGCCUAGCAAGUCUUGCAUUUCCUUGCCUUGCUUACACCUGGCCGGGGACGCAUGGGGGGGGGGGGAUCAUGUAUUCAUAUGAAAAUGUUCAGCCAGCUUUUAAUUUCUCCUUUUAUUUUUUUAUGAGCUUUAGUGUUUGUGGAAUUUGCUUUGGAAAAACUUACUUUAUUUGAUGUGGGUUUCACAUGAAGUUCGAUGCACACUUAAAUUAAUGAGUAAUGUUAUUGGAAUUUAAACGUUUGACUUAAUGAUUUGAUUUUAUUGUAACAAAUUAAAUUAACAUUAAGUUUCAACGUUUGAUGGGG
Ilex paraguariensis (yerba mate) is the source of this 1339-nucleotide messenger RNA. The record is from the annotation of a GenBank genome assembly. NCBI's taxonomy places the organism in Eukaryota, Viridiplantae, Streptophyta, Magnoliopsida, Aquifoliales, Aquifoliaceae.